Molecule: messenger RNA, 4170 nt
Organism: Acipenser ruthenus (sterlet)
Lineage: Eukaryota; Metazoa; Chordata; Actinopteri; Acipenseriformes; Acipenseridae
Product: UDP-N-acetylglucosamine transferase subunit ALG13 homolog
Exons: 9
Coding region: 1935-3008 (357 amino acids)
Biological process (GO): cytokine-mediated signaling pathway; dolichol-linked oligosaccharide biosynthetic process
Cellular component (GO): external side of plasma membrane
Molecular function (GO): hexosyltransferase activity; protein binding; cytokine receptor activity
Source: RefSeq, a predicted model, not a curated record
CAGCCAGCUUCAUUACUACUGCACCUGCAGGUCAGCACAGCCAGCUUCAUUACUACUGCACCUGCAGGUCAGCACAGCCAGCUUCAUUACUACUGCACCUGCAGGUCAGCUCAGCCAGCUUCAUUACUACUGCACCUGCAGGUCAGCUCAGCCAGCUUCAUUACUACUGCACCUGCAGGACACUCUCGGACACUUUGAAGACGAUGGAUCUCUCUGCACUUAACCCUUUCCUGCCCGGCCAGACAGAGAAGUUUGCCACAUUCCUGGACAAAGCAGUUGGGCUGCAGUGAACGAAGCCUCUUAAUGUUUCAUUUUACAGACAGAAGUCACGGUGAAAGCUGUGCUGUACACUAAAGGGUCUCUGUUUGUUUGUGUUUUAUCUCAGCAAGGGUUUAUAUUUACAGGAUUUCCCAACACGCUAAGGUGAACCCGCUCCCACGCCCCUCAUCCUGUGAUGUUUUGUCUGAUAUUUUGCAGUGAAUUUGAAACUGGUGAUAGAAUUCUGAGGUUUGAUUCUGAGGUCAAACAAAGGCAUCAGCCUCAGCCUUGACCUGACUUUGUUUCUUCUCAGCUUUACCUUGGCAUUGCGACUGAGCGUUUUGAAGUUCUGAUUGAAGGACAUUGAUCCGUGUGCUGUGGGCAGCUGGCCCAGCUAUACUGGUUUGACUGGAACUGCCUGUUUUCUACCCCGGACUGUCAUGUGUUUCAGCUUUUGCUUGUUAAAGAAACCGUUAAUAAACCAGUAGAGAGUGCUGGAUAACCAUGUAUUUGCUAAGUUGUCUCUGUUGUAUUUUGGGGUAUGUCUCAGUCACUAAAUUGCAUUGUACAGCCUUACUUACAAACCACCAAUUUAAAACCAGUAAGAACAAAAGAAAGGUUACAAACGAGAGGAGGCCCCAUUCAGCCCAUCUUGCUCGUUUGGUUGUUAGUAGCUUAUUGAUCCCAGAAUCUCGUCAAGCAGCUUCUUGAAGGAUCCCAGGGUGUCAGCUUCAACAACAUUACUGGGGAGUUGGUUCCAGACCCUCACAAUUCUCUGUGUAAAAAAGUGCCUGCUAUUUUCUGUUCUGAAUGCCCCUUUAUCUAAUCUCCAUCUGUGACCCCUGGUCCUUGUUUCUUUUUUCAGAAACAGCCCCCCCCCCCUCCUCUCUCCCUCUUCACACUACAAUGUGUCUCUGAUUAAAGUGAGGAAUCACAACUAGAAUAUUUGUUUCCGGUACAGUUGUAAAUAAGUUGUGUUCAUCAUGCUGCUAAGUUUCUUCUCCUAGUAGGGAAUCCCAUGUGGAAUUUUUCAAAGUUACUUAGAUCUAAUCUAAGUAAGUUUUGCUGCUUUUCGCUGGCUUUCACAUCUCACCAUGUCAUACUAAACAAGUGUCGCUAUAGUCAGUAAAUUUGAAACAGCCUGAAACCUGGUUGAGGAGGCAGGUAGAAUCGGGUCCAGAACCCUUUUGAAAAUCAGCUGGACUGAAAGUUCUUUUUAAAUGGGUCAAAUUUACUGUUAAAAACAAAACUGCUUGGAGCUAGGGGUCAGUUUCACAAAGCACUGUCCGCACUUUCAAAAAAACAAUGUUUUUAGACAGAACGACAAAGUUUAGUAGAAAUCCACUCAGCGAGUCUGUAUGAUUAAAUGUAUUAUUUUUUUUUAAUUAUGGAAUUGAAUUGGAUUUAGCAGACUGCUACCUGGACUUGCUUUGUGAAACCAGCCCCAGGAGAUUGAAAUUUUACCAAGAGACUUCAACCUAAUGAAAGCACUAAGCACUAAGCUGAUGCGUGUGUGGUGCUGGGUUCCGGUUGUCAGCGAGAUCUUGAACAGGAAAUGAAAAUGCAUAUAUAUCUGUGUCGAGCUGCACCACAGAUGCACAAGCAAGCACCGUUUCAUCAGCAGAGAGCAGAGAAUCGUGGCUGUCAGCAAAGGGAAAUACCAGAGUUACCGAGUGAUGGAGCGGGGAGCAGCACUGGUACUGACUGUGCUACUUCUCCGAGGGUUUGAGUGCAGCGGGGAGGCCAGCACUGGUGUGCGCUGCCUCAUCCAUGACGAGGACUACACUGAGUGCACCUGGAAGGAGACGGGCAGGCCAGACCGCAACUACACCUUCCAGAGCAGGUACAGGACAGGCGCUGAGUAUGCAGAGUGCCCGAGUUACACCCAGGUGGAGGGCUACAAUGUGGGCUGCAGACUGGAGUACAACUCCCACAUGCGCUUUUCAACUUUCCAAGUGCUGCUGUCCUCAGCCAACAAUAUGGCCAUCUGGAACAAAGACAUCUACCUGAAACCAUUAGUGAAACUGUACUCCCCAGUAAACCUGACCGUGGUCAACAGCAGCAGCAAUGGUCUGUACCUGUACUGGAACACCAGCAUGAGCAAAUCCAAGUGCCUGGAGUCCAUAGUGAGGUAUAGAAGCAGCGCAGACUCUGCCUGGCAGAACUCCCCAGCAUUUACUUCUCUGAGGUACUUUAACUUGCCCUUUCCCGAUGCUGAAGAGCUGUAUGAGUUCCAAGUGAAGGUCAGGAUCAAUGAGUUCUGUGGCAAAUCUGACUACUGGAGUGACUGGAGCCAGCCUGCGUACUGGGGGAGCAAUGCCACCAGUAAAGACACAGACAUUCACUUCAGCUUCAACCCCUCUGUGGUCAUCUAUCCCAUCAUGGGCUCGGCCGUGCUGCUCAUCCUCGCCUGCUGUCUGAUCCACAAUGAACGACUGCGCAUCAUCCUGGUGCCCGUCAUCCCCAACCCUGGGAAGAAUUUCGAGGAACUCUUCAACAGCUACGACGGGAACUUCCAGGAGUGGCUUCAUGUUUCCAAGGACAUCGUGGACGGAUUCAAGCCUAACUUCUCCGAGCCGGUGUGCACAGUGAAGGAGCGGGCGGGGAGCGUAUCUGACAGCUGCGGGGGCCCGGGGGGGUCCGUGAGAUCCGACUGCUCUCUCCUCAUCCCCGAAGACGACCCCGACUGCGUCUCCACCAGCAGUGCCUCCUCCAGCUCCACCCUGCCGGCCCCCCCCUACGAGGUGUAACCAGGGCCCCCCAACCAGCCACCACAGCCCCCUGGGGAAGGGUGGAGCGCCACCCAACCAUUCACACAUGCGUCCCUCAUUCACCUCGCAGUGUUGCUUCACUUCAUAUCGGUUCAGUACUCUCCUCAUGCGGUUCAGGGAUCUCUGCUCAGAUCCCAGCGGGCUCUCUGUUGCUCUUGUCACUUGGUUCUUAGUCACACAGAGAAGGCAUCGAUCUGAGCUGCAGCAGCUUGGCUCAGCCAUACAGGCUACCAUCUGGUAAUUGCAGAUCAGCAAGCCUCACUUGAUACAAUGCAGUAGAGGCACUCGAAUCCAUGUACGUUUCAAAUGACCUCUAGCACACUUCUCAUCUGAGAUCUCGGGCUGUUCUAACUUGCACAGCUCCUAUGGUUUGUACUGAAAGGUAUUCAGUUUUCAGGAUGAAACUUACUGUCUUGAUACGGUUUAAAAGGAGUUUGUUUAUAGUAGAUGCUCCUAAGUUUUUUUUUGUUUUAAUUUGAUUAAGUUGUUUGUAUUGGUUGUGUUCAUUUGAAUUUGUGUUUUUAACCUUCUUAACCAGAGCUCCCUUGAAAAGAUAUUGUAAUCUCAGUGGGACUUUCUCCAGAGCCGUGUGUGUGUGUGGUCAGAGGGAAGAUUGACAUGCCUUUGGAAUGCAGGUGGAGGCUGUGCAGAAACGUGGACUGGACCAGCCCUCGAGGAGCAGGGCUGAGGAGCUCGGGAGAUUGACAUGCCUUUGGAAUGCAGGUGGAGGCUGUGCAGAAACGCGGACUGGACCAGCCCUCGAGGAGCAGGGCUGAGGAGCUCGGGAGGUACCAGCCACUGUCCUCACUGUGGUCUACAGCUGCAAUUUUUGUUACUUACAAAAUGAAGGAAAAGCACUAUCUGAGCAUGUCCUUGCUGCUGCGUUAAGACUGCUGUCUACAUUCUGCUCCGCUUAUGAAUAUUAUAUUGUUUGCUGCCAAAAAAAAAUGAUACGUUUUUAGGAUUUCAUGUUCUUGUGUGUCGUUUCAACUAGGGUUAAUGUCGAAUGCUGUUAUUAAAAUGUUUAGAAUGUGUAGCGCUCCAUAGCCUUUGUGCAAAUACACACAUAUAUAUUUUUAUAUUUGUUAAGUUUUGUAAAAGCUGCAUAAUCAAAUAAAACAUAUUCUUUUUUUAAACCCAA